AUGGCGGACGUGACAAAAGACGAGGAGGCUUCAUCCGGGCAGAAACCGCUUCCCGCGCAGACAUUGCAGGGCAAAGUUGCGAUUGUCACGGGCUCGAGCCGCGGACUCGGCGCCGACAUGGUCCUGGAUCUGGCGAGGAGAGGCGCAAAGGUCGUCAUCGUCUACACAUCACCAUCCUCCGCCACCCCCGCGGCCAAGCUGGUCGAGAAGAUCGAGCACCUGCCCAACGCAUCCUCUGCGAUCUCGGUGCGCGCGGACCUCUCGCAGGUUUCGGCACCGGACGAGAUCGUCGCGCAGACCCUCUCCGCGUUCGGAUCCAACAUCGACAUCCUGGUCAACAAUGCGGCGGUGCAGGUGGCGCGGCCGCUCGGCGACAUCACCCGCGACGACUACGAGCGCGUCUACGACGUCAACGUGCGCGGCGUCAUCCUGAUGACGCAGGCCGUGCUGCCGCACAUGCCGCCGCGGUCGCGCGUGGUCAACAUCUCGAGCGUCGGGGCCCGCGCCGGCUUCGCCACCCUGUCGCUGUACACGUCGAGCAAGGCCGCGCUCGAGGGCCUCACGCGCUCCUGGGCCGCCGAGCUCGGCGCCCACGGCACCACCGUCAACUGUGUCGCCCCCGGCCCCGUCCAGAGCGAGAUGCUCGACACCAUCCCCCCAGCCAUCGUCAAGAUGCAGAUGGACAACACCCCGCUAGAAAACCGUGUCGGCACUCCCCCCGAGGUGAGCAAUGUCGUCGCCUGGCUCGCCGGCCCCGAGAGCGGCUGGGUCACGGGCCAGGUGCUCAACGUCAGUGGCGGAUGGACCAUGUAUUGA
This is a messenger RNA of Fonsecaea nubica, 816 nucleotides long. RefSeq lists its product as hypothetical. Gene Ontology annotation, molecular function: oxidoreductase activity. The transcript is spliced from 2 exons. The coding region runs from base 1 to 816 and encodes 271 amino acids. The record is from RefSeq and is a predicted model, not a curated record. NCBI's taxonomy places the organism in Eukaryota, Fungi, Ascomycota, Eurotiomycetes, Chaetothyriales, Herpotrichiellaceae.